CAAGCGUGAAGGGAACGCUACAACGCAUUAGUGGGGGUACAUUUAUGGACAUGUAUGCAUGGUCGAUUUUGAUGUUUCACACUAUUUGUCAAUCUGUAAGCACAGUUCGUGGCCUCAAGCAGAGCUCAAAAUAUUGAAAAUCACAGCAAAGUCCACAAAAUGGCUAUGAAAACGUAUGGAGACAAGCCCAUUAGCUUCCAACUGGAGGAAGGUGGCGAAUUUUACUGUAUUGGCUCAGAGGUUGGCAACUACCUCCGGCUGUUCCGAGGAUCACUAUACAAGAAGUUCCCUGGUCUCUUCCGAAAGUUCAUCAAUGUCGAAGAACGCAAGAAGCUCAUGGAUAUGGGGCUCAGCCAGCACAUCCUGGCUUCGAACGUCUCGCUGCUGCGAGCGGCUGAGAUCGAGAACCUCAUAUCGGGCAAAGACGACCAGUACCGCUCCUCUGGCCUGCAGAGCGUACUGCCCAGCGAGGUUGUGGCCACGCCCAAGGAGAUCAAGCCGCCGAGGAAGAGCGCGGUGCACGUGCCGACUCUGCCCAACAGUUCACACAUGGACCCUGUGCCGCAGUCCACCCCCAUCAACCGCAACCGCGUGGUCACCAAGCGUGUGCGCACCUUCCCGCUGUGUUUCGACGACACGGAUCCGGAGACGUUCCACGACAACGCCAUGCAGGAGGAGCAGCUGGUGCCGAUCCGACUCGACAUGGAGGUGGACGGCCAGAAGCUGCGCGACAUGUUCACGUGGAACAAAAACGAGACGCUCAUCACACCGGAGCAGUUCGCCGAGGUCCUGUGCGACGACCUGGACCUGAACCCGCUGUCGUUCGUGCCGGCUGUGGCGCAGAGCAUCCGCCAGCAGCUGGACACGUGCCCGGCCGACGUCGGCUACCACGACACCACCGACCAGCGGGUCAUCAUCAAGCUCAACAUCCACGUGGGCAACAUCUCGCUGGUGGACCGGUUCGAGUGGGAUGUGUCUGACCCGAGCAACAGUCCCGAGGCGUUCGCGCAGAAGCUGUGCGCCGAGCUCGGCCUGGGCGGCGAGUUCGUCACGGCCAUCGCGUACAGCAUCCGCGGCCAGAUCAGCUGGCACCAGAAGUUCGCCUUUAGCGAGCACAGUCUGACGACGAUCGAGCGGCCGUUCCGGCAACAGCCGGAGGCCGACAACUGGGGGCCGUUCCUCGAGUCGCUCACCGACGCCGAGAUGGAGAAGAAGAUCCGCGACCAGGACAGGAACACCAGGCGGAUGCGGCGACUGGCGAACACGGCUCCUGGCUGGUAGGCGGCCCGGUCCCCGCCUCUCCCCGCCGCCGCCGCACUCUCUCCCGCUCCCGGCUGCGGCGCCGUGCUGCGACAUGGCCCGACGCCGACGCCUGCGAGCCGGACCUGGACUCACCCGAGGCGUCCGAGGCGGAGUCCGCAAUCCAGGGGAGGCCGGAGUCGUGGGUGUUCAGUCUGGAGCCGCAGGCUGGCGCGGGGAGGCCAGAGCGCUAUGGGACCAGGAGGGCUGUUGACGUGGCCUUGCGUGCGGCGGUCUCCUGCCAAACUUGAUGCACGCCUUUUCUAUUCAUCCCGCCGCUGAAGCUGCCUUAUGUGCGUGUGAGUGCGUGAAUGCGACCAGGUCGUGUUAGGGCGUCAAGACACCAGUUCAAAGUACCAUUGCUGUUAGAGAAGAACGGCUUAAUUUCCAUCCUUCCCACGAGUGGAACUGGGUGAGCCGGAUCACAAUACUUACAAGGUGACACAUGUGCUUGUGACACAAGGUCACGUUGAGUGGCACUGUUUUACUGAGUGAAACCUUUUCCGUCGUGCGGAGUUGGCUUCGGCUGGCGUUGCUAAUUGAAAACAUUCAACGCGCAACAGUUUUGAGAACAGUUUCAGCACAUAACUGAAAACUACCAUAUUCAUAGCGCACCUGUCAUUGGAAAUGAUUAUUGAGAAAUAUAUUGAUUGG
Molecule: messenger RNA, 1953 nt
Organism: Pollicipes pollicipes
Lineage: Eukaryota; Metazoa; Arthropoda; Thecostraca; Pollicipedomorpha; Pollicipedidae
Product: SWI/SNF-related matrix-associated actin-dependent regulator of chromatin subfamily B member 1
Exons: 9
Coding region: 160-1281 (373 amino acids)
Biological process (GO): chromatin remodeling
Cellular component (GO): nuclear chromosome
Source: RefSeq, a predicted model, not a curated record